Molecule: messenger RNA, 747 nt
Organism: Oppiella nova
Lineage: Eukaryota; Metazoa; Arthropoda; Arachnida; Sarcoptiformes; Oppiidae
Source: the annotation of a GenBank genome assembly
AUGGACUCCACCAGAAAAGGGGACCAAAUAUGGGCACUGAUGUUAAUGAGUGAAACGGAUUUCCAGACCUUUUACUCGGAGGUGAAGCACUUGGAAAGGGAGGACUCGGUGUACACAUCGGACAAACAGCUGAGUCGACUGCUGAGGCCGGGCUCGACCUACGCUAACCUCAACCCAUUUGAAGUGCUUCUGUGCGACCCGGAGGACACUUUGGAGGCGAUCCGGAAGCAGUACAAGAAGCUGUCGAUUCUCUUACAUCCCGACAAGAAUCCGGACGACAGGGAUAGGGCGCAGACGGCCUUCGAUGUUAUCAAUAAGGCCUACAAGUGCUUGGAGUCGGAACAGAGUCGGGCGAAGGCUCUGGAAGUGGUGGAAGAGGCCAAGUUUAGGGUCGACCGCAUGAUCGACGAGAAGCGCAAGAAGUUGAAGCGCGAGAAGAGGGAUGAGGCGGUCGAGGAGGACGACCCCAUCCGAUACAAGCACUCCGUCAAAGUGAUGACAAUGAAGUUGUUCGCAGACUAUGAGCGCAAACGACGGUCUCUCGACGAGAGGGCACAGGAGGAGAGGAAACGGAAGCGCGAGGAGGAGAUCGAGCAGGAAGAGGCCAAACAGGACGAUAAGGUUUGGUCCAAGAAUUUCGAAGAGAGUCGACAGAAUCGGGUCAAUAGCUGGCAGUCGUUCUCCAAAAGCAGUAAAUCUAAGCGCAAAGACAUCCGUCCGCCCAAACAUAAAGCAGAGACCCGUUAG